Aspergillus puulaauensis is the source of this 798-nucleotide messenger RNA. Its product is annotated as GNAT family N-acetyltransferase. Bases 1 to 798 code for a protein of 265 amino acids. NCBI's taxonomy places the organism in Eukaryota, Fungi, Ascomycota, Eurotiomycetes, Eurotiales, Aspergillaceae. The transcript is spliced from 2 exons. Gene Ontology annotation, molecular function: acyltransferase activity, transferring groups other than amino-acyl groups. The record is from RefSeq and is a predicted model, not a curated record.
AUGACACUCGAGCCAAUCCCCCCGGUACCACCAACUCUCGCCCGCCUCACCGAGGCCGCAGAGGUAGCCUUCAUAACCGAACAAAACCGAGCAGCCAGCCAACUCUACCCAGACGAUGGAUUCAUUGCAGAGUCACUAGGAACUGGAGUUGUCGCUAUCACAAAGCCGUCCUUUUCACGGAUCAAGAUAUUGACACUUGAACGUCUGUUCAGAGGAAUCAAUCUACCCCCGUAUAUCAACCUGUGUCCCUUUUCGCACCCCACUGCACGACAAUUAUUCAAUGAACGGGGAUAUUUUGUCCGCGGUGCGAUAAGCGUCUACACUCUACCGUUGCAAGACUACGAGAACGACAAAAACGACAACGACGACAACAUCGAAAUAACCUGCGUGCAAGAUACCGAAAAGGCACUAUUCACCGAAUACUCCAUCACCGGCGCCAAAUCUCUCGGCCGCGCAGUUGAUCUUCUGGAAACACUAGCUAAAUGCGCCACUCUCCGGCCCGAUACGCGGUUGUACUUUGCGAAGAUUGACGGGCAGAUUGCCGGGAGCGCUGGACUGGCGUUUCUUACUACGCCGUUUGGCCAGGUCGCGGAGCUGUAUAUUGAUAGUACGGUUCCUGAAUUCCGAGGCCGCGGGGUCCAGACUGCCUUGUUGAGGGCGCGGUUGGUGGAGGCGAAGAAGGCUGGGGUUGAGAGGGCGGUUUUGAAUGCGAGACCUGGCGAGGGGAGUGCCAGGAAUGCGGAGCGUGUGGGAUUUCAGUUGGCGUAUGUGAAGGAUACGCUUACGAAGGUUGGUUGA